AUGCGUGUCGCCUCUGCUCUGCUCGCGCUCUCCGCGCCGUUGUUCGCGCGCGCAGCCAUUGUUCCCGAGAAGCGGGCGACUGUAUGCAAUGGGAACGCUGCGCUGUGCGACCGCUCAUACGGCAACGUCACAUUCCUUGGGUCUCACGACUCGUACGCGAUAAGUAGCGACCCGCUUGCCCUGGCCCGCGAUCAGGAAGCCAGCCUGACGGAUCAGUUGAACGGCGGUGUGCGCAUGCUGCAGACGCAGGCUCACCAGGAUGAUGGUGUCCUCAAGUUCUGCCAUACGAGCUGCUUGCUCUUCGACGGCGGCAGCGUUGCCGACUACCUUGCGACCGUUGUAACAUGGCUCAAGGCGAACCCUAAUGAGGUCCUCACGCUCCUAAUGACCAACCCGGACGGUUUGAGCCUUCCGGACGUGUGGAAGCCCGUCUUCGAUGCCAGCGGGAUCACGGACUUCGCGUACAUCCCGCCCAGUAUCCCGGUCAAGCGCGGCGACUGGCCGACUCUCGGCUCGAUGAUCGACUCGGGCAAGCGCGUCGUUAUCUUCAUGGACUAUGGCGCGGACGGUAGCGACGGUGGCGUUGUUGACUACUUCCUGCAGGAGUUCACUAUGAUCUGGGAGCCGCCUUAUGACAGCACGGACAACACCUUCCCGUGCUCUGUCGACCGCACAUCGGGUCCAUUGAGCACGUCUGACCACAUGUACAUGCUCAACCAUUUCUAUGACAAGAAUGUCUUCGGGACCGGUAUCCUCGUCAGUGACCCGGUGGAUGCGCCUACGACGAAUGGUGUAGCCUCCAUCUUAGCCAACGCCGCUGGCUGCGCGCCGCUUGGUGAUGGACUGUACCCGAAUUUUGUGCUCCUCGACUACGUUGACCUCGGCAAUGGCCUUGCAGCCGUCAACCAGAUGAACGGUGUAUGA
Peniophora sp. CBMAI 1063 is the source of this 924-nucleotide messenger RNA. Lineage: Eukaryota; Fungi; Basidiomycota; Agaricomycetes; Russulales; Peniophoraceae. The record is from the annotation of a GenBank genome assembly.